AUGAAGAAGGCUGGUGGUCUUUCUAGAGUCCGUACAGCGCAGUCGAAGCCAACUAACCGGUUGCCGGAAGGCAAAGCAGUAAAGAGCGGAACUAAACGGAACAAGCUGGACACGUCCAAAACGGGCACGGGACGACAACCCAGCGAACCACCUCGACGGAAAGACCAGAACGCUGAGCACAAGCCCAAGGGGCCGCAGCUCAAGGGAUCUCAGUCCAAGAGGCCGGGAUCCCAUAACUCACAAUCCAAGGGGCAACAGCUUAAGAGGCCGCAGUCUAGGGGACAACAGCUCAAAGGGUCGCAGUCCAAGGGGCCGCAGAACAAAGGGGCAAAGCGCCCUGAGGAGCACAUGCCCGAAGGCGUUGACAAGGACUUGGGCAAGAUUUUGAAGCAGGUUCAAGCGUCACUGGAUGCACAGAAAGUCGCCGCUGCGGUUAAGGGUGGGAAGAAAACUAGGAUCAAGGGCAAGGGCAGGUUCGAAGUGUCGGAUGCGAAGACGCUGGCUGCUAUAAACUCAGUAAGGAAGGACAAGACGAAGAAGGCUCAGCCGCAACCGACAGGAGAGCCCACAACGGUGGCCGCCCGGCAGAAGGUGUUGAGUAGGUCCAAAGUGGAGAGAGAAGGGAACCCUGUGUUCAAGGCGUUAUUGCAGGAACACCGCCGAGCAGGAAAGGAUGGCGAAGACGAGGUCGUAACCGAGACUUUAGAGGACAUCCAGCGACUCAUGGAGUCCUUGGGUGACCCGCUUGACCCCCAGAACGACGAGCCCGGUGUUCUGGGUACUGCCACACCUUCGCGCAAAGGCGUUCAUGGAGAGGAACAGUAUAUAGACGAGGACGACGACUUUCCUUCUGACUUCGACGAAACACAACAGAGCACAGCCCAACAGAGCACAGCCCACGGGGGGAAUAAUGGAGGGGAUUCGUCCGCGUAA
Gregarina niphandrodes is the source of this 933-nucleotide messenger RNA. RefSeq lists its product as hypothetical. The coding region runs from base 1 to 933 and encodes 310 amino acids. The record is from RefSeq and is a predicted model, not a curated record. Lineage: Eukaryota; Apicomplexa; Conoidasida; Eugregarinorida; Gregarinidae. The transcript has a single exon.